Molecule: messenger RNA, 1633 nt
Organism: Xyrauchen texanus (razorback sucker)
Lineage: Eukaryota; Metazoa; Chordata; Actinopteri; Cypriniformes; Catostomidae
Product: parathyroid hormone-related protein-like
Exons: 3
Coding region: 293-766 (157 amino acids)
Biological process (GO): regulation of chondrocyte differentiation; bone mineralization; adenylate cyclase-activating G protein-coupled receptor signaling pathway
Cellular component (GO): extracellular region
Molecular function (GO): peptide hormone receptor binding; hormone activity
Source: RefSeq, a predicted model, not a curated record
ACUUACACGUCCCACCAGUGCAAUAAAUCUAAAGCACAUCGCUCUGGUCCUCUCCCUGACAUUCCUUCAAACGUUCUGGAAAAGGACAUCAAACGAGACCGUUCUGAGUUCGUCUUCUGGACUAGUGGACUUUGGACAUAUUGAUAUGCCUGCUUUAGGCAGCAGCUGAUGAUCUAGACUCAGUCACAUGUUGGGGUUCGACAGGCGUAACAUGUUCAGCAGGGUGGCAGAGAUAUGCAGCAAUAACUGCGUCUGAACAGCGGAUUACAUGUAAGUGUGUCCUGUGUCCAGUAUGUUGAGGCACUGGGGCUUUGCUGUGUUUCUGUUGACCGUCCCCAUACCGGUCCAGUCCAGACCCACUAACACUCUCGGCAACAGACAGAGACGUUCAGUAAGUCACGCUCAGAUGAUGCACGACCGCGGUCGAUCCCUGCAGGACAGAAAGAGGCGUUUGUUGAUACAGGAGCUACUAGGGCAGGUGCACACGGCACAGGUGUGGGACUCACCCAAUCAGAGCGAAGGAAGUAUCCAGACCCUCCCCUCCCCGUACCGACCCAAACACACCAGCAGCACCAAAAACUUUCCUAUGGGCUUUCAGUUGGAGAGACUGGGGACGAGAGACCACCUUCCCCAGGAGACCAGCAAGACCCUGAGAUAUGAGGAACAGCCCUUAAAAACUGUGAUGAAGAGGAAAAGGAAGAUAUGUUUGGUCAGAUGGAGAGAUCCAGGGAGGAGGAGAGACUGGAGUUGUGGCUUCCAAAUAUAAAUACCAAUGAGAGAUCAAUAAAAUAGCCACACAAUCCAUUGAUUUCAAUGGGGAUGGUGCGUUGCAGGACAUAGCGCAAGGGUUCACGCAAGGGUUCGCGAAAGUGACGUUCCAUCAUACAACCUAUUUCUUGACCAAUGUUCAGUGAAUCCAUUGACCCAGGACAGUUUCUAGGCAUAGGUGAACUAGGUGGUCGCCUAGGCGCCACCUACUGGGAGGGCACCAAAGAGGAGGCCUCUGUCAUUUCAAAAGCUUUUUCCACACCUUACGUAAUCCUAUACGUCAAAUGCUCUGUCAGAGAUUUCUCAAGUGUGUAAGCGCCCUAAAGUAGCGACUAUCAAUGGCAGUACGGAAGCCCUGAACCGCACUGUGAAAAAAUAAUUUCAAUAGGUGUACAUUUUUUUUUUUUUAGUUGUCUUAGUUCCUGCCUGAGCCUAUGUGCUACAAAUAUUAUUAUUUUUUCUUAAAAAGAGGCAUCAAAACGAGCAAAGACAUCUACCGCAUGUUUACAUGGGACAACGAUAUAAAAAGCAUAUUAUCAAUAGCAGCAUCGAUAUUCCAGGUGGUGGGUGUCAUCAAACUACUAGAAAUAACUCCCGUUGUUACACGUGACAACGAAUGCCAUAUGAAACAUAUGUAACCUGAGGUAUAUUCAUUUAACUGUGGGAUUUCAUAUAUUAGUAGACUCUCAAACAUUUUAGAUGUUUCUUUACUUGAUUAAGAUUAGCAAAACAUUCUUGUUUGAAUAUUAUACAACUAUAAAUCAACAGAUCAAGUACCUCAGCUGUCAUCUGUCACCUUGUAAGAUUUCAUGCUUACUGAUAGUGGCACCCGGUGGCCGAGGUUGGUACUGCAUGCUAAUUGUUA